GUCAUCACUGCGUUCCCCACAGAGCACUUUGUCCCUCCUACAACAACAAUUGCGCAAUGAACACAAGCAGCAUAUCACCUUUGCACGGUAUACUCUUUUCUCAUUCAUUCAGUUCUACCUUGCAAAGGCCGCGACCACCAUCUUGACCGUCCGCAUCCCAGCCAACGCGCCGCCAGCCUCUCCCGAAUCGGCCCAUCGCUGAGAUCUGCAUGCACUACACCAUCAUCCUACUUCCUACCACACGCUAUACUUCUCGAAGAUUUCAUCCUCCUGAGCUACGGCUUAAAUCCCAAUCUUUCGCCAACAUCAUAGCUUCACAUGUCUGGGGAAGGCGUGGUGCAACAGGCGCGUCGGACGCCUCGAGCCAGGCAUAAACACUCGAGGAGUGUUACCGGUCCUGUGUCUGACAGCGAGGGCUUCAUCGCACAGGCGGGCAACAGUCACAAAAAGAGCGGGCGGAGAAACCAGCAGGCGCACCAUGUCGCGCAGCCGGUGCCGGCUCCAGCGUGGCAAGACAGCGAUCCUUCGCAAAUGGGUGGCUUCUUCGAUGCACACGGCAAUUUCGUUAGUUCCUACCAGCAUUCAGCGGGGCAACAGCAGGUACCUGGCAUGUUCUACAUGAGCGACGGGGUACCUUCGCAUGCAACACAUCAGAAAAAAAAAGGGCGUCAGAGCAGGAACGGGCGCCACUUGAACGGCACCAACACGCCUCCUCAUGCCAGCUCUGACAAUGAGCGUAUCCUGUCCGCAACCAUGUUGCAAUCCAUGACGCCGGCCAAGGCAGCCGCAUAUGCAGGCCCAACCUUCCAUGCAUCGCCCGCAGCAAGCAAUCUUCCCAUUCCCAAGUUCUUCUCUAAAUCCGUACCCAAUGAUAGCACACAGGUUGGUCUUCGCGCACGUCUUGAGCAAGAACCAGACAAGAGCGAUGGCAGUGACAAGGCCGAAUCACCUCCCGCCGUGCAACCGGUAACCGCCGCGACACGAUCCACGCCAGACCAUGCGAAUGAAUCGCCUCUUGACUUCCUCUUUAAAGCCGAUAAGGAGCAGAAGGCCAAAAAGCAGGGCUCGAGCAUUGCCACUACGCCCCCGGUCAACAGAACUGAAGGCGCGAGCUCGGGAUCCGCCCGAGCCAAUCCCUGGCAGUCGAUAUAUGGCACAGGUCCCCGCAACCAUCAGAGACAGUCAUCCACCGGUUCCGGCAGAGAGAUGUUCAUGAUGGAGCUUGACACUCGAGACGCAUCGCCCAGGCCGAAGCACAUCAGUCCACCACCUCCUUUGCCCCGCAUUCCAAACCGAUCUGUGAGUGAUUUCGCCGCGUUGCCGCAGCUCUCUCCACCAAACAACGGCCACAAAGGACUACAAAUGCCCUCUUUUCCGCCUGUUUCCCAGACGGGGACAAUUCCCGCGCCAGCCAUACCGGCUUCAGAACAGCGGUCUACAAUGGACCACUCUUAUUCACCGUUCAAUCGUGCGGGUCCUUAUCCUACACCCCACAGCAGCGAAUCUACACCAACUCACCAGCAGGGACUAUAUCCACCCCAGAAUGGGCUUCAUUACGGCAAUCGAAACCUAUCACCUCUGUUCAAGGCCGCAAAGCAGGAUUCCUCACGACCACCUUCAGGUCUAAGGCAGGAAAUCCAGCAUGCACCCAUCCAAUCUCUCAUGGCAGAGUUGCCCGACAGCAGCCCAUCGAGACCAACAAAUCCGCACCGACGUGCGUCUACCCAGGCUGAGAAGGCUGCUCUUGCGUAUUUACAGACCCAUGUUUCGAAUGCUCCAACAAUGCCUACGCUACCGUUGCCUCGAACGGCCCCUUCCGAGCUUGAUGGGGUAGGAGUCGUGGCGUCUCCUGCGCCUACCGGUGUCACCCCACCUGGUGCGAAUGCAUUCAAUACAAAAAGCAUCGAAGAUGACCUCAAGCGCAUGUUGAAGCUCACUGGUGGAAUCAAAUGAAUCAGUCUUCCGCUUCACAUUCUCUUUUCUGCAUUUCCUUAGUAAGAUAUGAAGAGAUUUGCACAAAGUCCGGUGCAGAGUCUUUGAUUAUUUCACCUCUGACGGCGGAUCCUCAGAUGCAUCUGUUUCCACGUGGUUUUAUGGAUGGAACGAUCUAUCUGCGGGACCAUUGCAAAAUCUGCUCUGGAGAUAAUUCGCGAUAUACUUUUUCUUUUCACUUCUUUGAAUGAUCUUACUUCAUUCUCCUUCUCCGCACCUGAACACAACAUGACAUAACUACAGCGUUCAUUUGUUAUAAUUGACAUGACAUAUUCGAUCGACUGACAGACACAUCAAACUCACGACCCAAGGUUACGUGAACGACGUGGCGUUUGGCUCACAGUUUCAAGCUACCGUAUCUCUUCUGCUUGUUGCGUUCAACGCAUAUCGACACGUUAUAUCACUAUAGUAAGGCGUUAUACGAGAGGCGGACGGAUCAUUUACGCCAUCACAACGCAACAUCUUUGUUGCUCGAGGAUGCACAUCGUUAUGAUUUAUUAGCAGACCGAACGAGAGGUGCCAUCUCGGGAAAGAGUAGAGAGAGCUGCGAUUAUAGUCACAAAUAUCCACCAAAUUCAGCACCAAAUUCAUUGUGGACUAAACGGUGCUAAACACAGACACAUCCCUUCGAAAAGAAAAAAAAAUAACCCCCCAACAAACCAACCCCAAAAAAAUUAUAUUGAGUAGCAUAGAACAUAGUGUUCUGACAUUCUUAUGAAUGAGAAACUUGGCUUUGCUGCUCAAAUUACUCCUGUCUUUGACAUUUCUUAAUGCGGAUUAUUUUGAUGUCUAACAGCGCAGGUCUGCCUAA
This is a messenger RNA of Verruconis gallopava, 2803 nucleotides long. RefSeq lists its product as uncharacterized. Bases 319 to 1953 code for a protein of 544 amino acids. Lineage: Eukaryota; Fungi; Ascomycota; Dothideomycetes; Venturiales; Sympoventuriaceae. The transcript has a single exon. The record is from RefSeq and is a predicted model, not a curated record.